AUGGUGGAUCCAUCUGAAAGCUGGCGGAAGCUGCCGUUCCUGAACAGAAUGAAGUCCCAUCCCAAGGUUCUGUAUGAGAUCCCGGUUGAGUUUGUGUCCAACUCUGCUGCUCCUGGUUCUGGAGUGGUCCCCCACACCGAGGGGGGGCCACAGGACUCUGGGCUGGACGCCCGGCUGGAGAGGAUUGUGGACAAAACGGCCACCAAAGGACGCCACGUCAAGGUGUCUCCGUCUGGGAGGUUCAAGGAGAAGAAGAGAGUUCGAGCCACGCUGGCGGACAACCCAGAGAUAUUUACUGGAGAGUCCAGCAGGGACCAGAAUCAGAGGGCCAGGAAGUGA
This is a messenger RNA of Salarias fasciatus (jewelled blenny), 339 nucleotides long. Its product is annotated as proline-rich protein 15-like protein A. The transcript has a single exon. Lineage: Eukaryota; Metazoa; Chordata; Actinopteri; Blenniiformes; Blenniidae. The record is from RefSeq and is a predicted model, not a curated record. The coding region runs from base 1 to 339 and encodes 112 amino acids.